UGACCCAACACGACACAAGCCCUAGUUUCAUUAUUUCCCUUAUACAUCACGACGGACGGACGGACGGUACCCAACCCAACCUCACCUCUCAGUGACUAAAAAAAUACGAGUAACUAAAAGAGAAAAGAAUGAAUGGAUCGUGAGGGAUAGAAGAGAUGACGAUGAUUAUCGUAUCGUGAAACCAAAUGGGAUCGUGAUGACAUUCCCCAGCCCGAAACCCUGGCCUCGAACUGGCACAUCUACGGUUGCACAACAACGUCUUUAUGCUCAGCAACAUGGUAUCAAAAUCUUGGAUAAGGAUGUCUUAUCUAAGGCCAGAGGUCAACCCACAGCUGAAGAAAGAAAGGCUAAAAGGAUUGAAGAAGCUAUCGCCCAUAAGCGGUAUCUUGGAUUGGAUCCUUCCGAAGCAGAAACUGGUGUCGAAACUGAAGCGAAUGUUAUGCCCCGCCCCCCGCAUCCUUACAUUACAGUAGCUUCAUAUACUGGUAACAAAACUGGAGGAAAAGGAAGGUGCGUUAUUUUUAAGCGUGUUCACCAGUAUCCGAACCUUUCAGCGGCUUCAGUUGCAACUGCACCUGGUACCAAAGAAGCUGAAGUGGGAGAUGGAACCCUUUUCAAUUGCCCCCAUGAGGAUUUUGGCAAGUCAAGUGAAACUUCUGUUGAGAAUACAAAACCCGAAACAGAUUCAUAAGCAACUCUUGUCACUUUUAGUAACAAUUAAAUUCACCCGAUUUGGUGUUAAGUAUCUGCUUCCAUGAAGCAGCUUGUUACCCGAGGAUGGAUGGUUCACUAAUAUUGUUGAAGUUGCAAUUUUGAUGUUGACCGGAACUGACACCUUGGAAAAUACAGAAGCUACAAGUCCAACAGCUUCCUUGUGAAUUGUGCCUUAAGGGAGUAACUAGCGUAUAUUUGCUCGUGAACAAGAUCCUUACAAAUCGGGUAAUUUUGAGCUCAUGGCAAUACAAUGACAAAACGAUUCCCUACACUUGUUGUCCAUUUUUAAGAUUAUUAAUAGUUAAGGUCAUAAAUAUAUUAUAAUCAUAAUUUUAUUUAAGUAUGAUGAUCUGGAGAGUUCCAAGUA
Messenger RNA from Erigeron canadensis, 1081 nucleotides. RefSeq lists its product as uncharacterized. The coding region runs from base 197 to 691 and encodes 164 amino acids. The record is from RefSeq and is a predicted model, not a curated record. The transcript is spliced from 5 exons. NCBI's taxonomy places the organism in Eukaryota, Viridiplantae, Streptophyta, Magnoliopsida, Asterales, Asteraceae.